CUGUGUGUUUGUAAGGUGUGAGACUGCUGCUGCUUCUGUUCACACGCCUCACACACACUCAAGCACAAACCGUGUGCUGUUUCAAAAAACAUUCUUCAAAUGCUUACAGGACUAUUAAGGUGUACUGUAACCUGGAGUGUAACUCAAGACAUCAGGAAAAGUUGAUCAUAUCAACAUUUAUAUCAUAAACACACAUCUCUCGAAUGAGCCUUAGGAGCAUGUGUUAAGAUGGAUAUGAGGGUGCUGUUAAUAUCAGCUCUGCUAGGAUUUGUCUCUCAUGUCAGAGCAAAAACAGACAGUUUAUGCAUUUCUGAAAAUCCCAAAACAUGUGGGGAGUGUAUCCUGAUCGGGCCACAGUGUGUGUGGUGCAAAGAUCCUGAUUUCAAAUCUUCACGCUGUGAUGAAAAGGAGUCUCUGCAAAAGGCUGGUUGCACUCCACUCGGCAUAGAAAACCCCCGAGGAAAUGUCACCACCGACAAGAACAAAACUCUCACAAGUCGUACAAUUGAGGGAGGGAAUCUGAGGCUUGAAGAGAUCACCCAGAUUCAGCCACAGAAACUCACCCUGAGACUGCGAUCAGAUGAGCCACAGAAGUUUACUCUCAAGUUCAAGAGGGCAGAGGAUUAUCCCAUCGAUCUUUACUUCCUGAUGGACCUCAGUGACUCUAUGCGAAGUAAUCUUGAGAAUGUCAAGAACCUUGGAGCUGACCUUGCCAGGGAGAUGCGGCACAUCACUAAAGACCUGCGGAUCGGUUUUGGUUCUUUCUUGGAGAAGCUUGUAAUGCCUUUCAUUCUGAAGACGCCAAAGUAUCUGCAGAACCCAUGUUUUCCAAACGACUGCACAGCACCCUUCAGCUACAAAAACGUCCUGAGCUUGACCAACGACAGCGCAUUGUUCACCCAAGAAGUCAGCAAACAGAAAACCUCUGGAAACCUGGACUCUCCUGAGGCAGGAUUUGAUGCAAUCAUGCAAGCUGCUGUCUGCACGAAAGAGAUUGGCUGGAGGAACGUCACUCGUCUCCUUGUGUUUUCCACGGAUGCUGGAUUCCAUUUUGCUGGAGAUGGAAAAUUGGGGGGCAUUGUUCAUCCAAAUGAUGGGAAAUGCCAUCUUAGCAAUAAUAUGUACACCGUGAGCAACUACUUUGACUACCCCACUAUCUCUCAGCUGGUAGACACUCUGAGUGACAACAACAUUCAGACCAUCUUUGCUGUGACAGAGCAAUUCCAGGCUCUUUAUCAGGAGCUCUCUGAUCUAAUCCCUAAAUCAACAGUGGGGACACUGUCUGCCUCCUCUACCAAUGUCAUCCAGCUCAUCAUUGAUGCCUAUAAUUCUUUGUCCUCAGAGGUCAUUCUUGAGAACAGCAAGCUGCCUGAUAAUGUGUCCAUCUCCUACGUCUCCCACUGCAAGAAUGGAGUGAGCAGAAAAGAAGAACAUGGGCGAACGUGCUCCAACAUCUCCAUUGGGGAUGAGGUGAAGUUUGAUAUAGAAAUCAAGGCUACGGGUUGUCCAUCCAAUGGUAAGUCAGAGACGAUAAAGAUCAAACCACUGGGCUUCAACGAGGAGGUAGAGAUUGUCCUCAACUUCAUCUGUGAAUGUGAGUGUCACAAAGACGGAAUCCCAAACAGCUCAGCGUGUCACUUCGGCAACGGUACCCUGGAGUGUGGAGUAUGCAGGUGUAAUAAAGGCCGAUUAGGCAGAUUGUGUGAGUGCAGCCAAAAUGAGGUCAAAACAGAUGAUUUGGAUGCAAACUGUCGCAAAGAUAACGGCACAGACAUCUGCAGCAACAAUGGAGAAUGUGUCUGUGGAACGUGCGAGUGUAAGAAAAGAGACAACCCAGAGGAGAGAUACAGCGGAAAGUUCUGUGAGUGCGACAACUUCAGCUGCGACCGCUCCAACAACAAGCUCUGUGGAGGUCAUGGUCGAUGUGAGUGCAAAAAGUGUAUCUGUGAUGCUAACUACACCGGCAGUGCGUGCGAAUGCUCUCUGGACACCUCCACCUGUCUGGCCAGUAACAAACAGAUCUGUAACAGUAAGGGCACCUGCGAGUGCGGCGUGUGUAAAUGUUCCGAUCCAAAGUAUGAGGGUCCGACAUGUGAAAUCUGCCCAACAUGCCCCAGAGUUUGCACUCAAUACAAGGAUUGUGUUGAGUGCAAACAGUUUGGUCCGGAUAGCAAGAAACAUAUAUGUGAGAAAGAUUGCAGCAACUUCACUAUUAAAGUAGUGAAGAAUAAGGAGGAUCUUCCUCAGUCCAGCGACCAGCAACACAUCAAUGACUGCAAAGAGCGGGAUGCUAACGACUGUUGGUUCUUCUUCACCUACGCUACCAAGAGUGAUGACAAAAUUGAGGUCCAUGUGGCUGAAAAAAAUGAGUGUCCCUCUGGCCCUGACAUCAUCCCCAUCGUAGCGGGUGUGGUCGCAGGAAUUGUUCUGAUUGGUUUAGCGCUUCUGCUCAUCUGGAAGCUGCUCAUGAUUAUUCACGAUCGCAGAGAGUUUGCCAAAUUCGAGAAAGAGAAGAUGAAUGCUAGAUGGGACACGGGUGAGAAUCCCAUCUACAAGAGUGCUGUGACAACUGUGUUGAACCCCAAAUAUGAGGGAAAUUGAUGGAUCAUCUGUGUAGCUUGCAGCAGUGGUUCUCAACUGGUCUUGGCUUCAGCAACCAGAUUUUAUAUUGGUGACUUAAUACAGUACCAUAAACUGUAUUUAAUGUAGUCUGGGUCAUUUGACUUUGGACCAAAAUGCCCUCUCAGAUGCCAACAACAAAUGUUAUGUUUCCUUUUAAAAUUUGAUAAAUGUAUUUAUUUAUCAUUUUACCGUGUGCAAUUAGCAUUGUUUUUCCCUUCUGUCUACUAUUCAAUCAAAUGCAUUUUUAGGUCACAACCUGCCAGUUGAGAACUAAUUUAUAAGCUAGUUUCCUAUUGCUUGAUUAAUUUUUUAAAUGUUUAUAUGUAAAUAUUAAAUUCCUCCUUUCCCUUGCUCUGGCUCUGAAAUACCAUAUUCUCACAAGAAGUCACAACCAAGAUCCACCAAUGACUUCUUAUUUUGACAUAUAAAGCCAAUAAAACAGUGUUGGGUUUUACUAAAUACA
Molecule: messenger RNA, 3085 nt
Organism: Ctenopharyngodon idella (grass carp)
Lineage: Eukaryota; Metazoa; Chordata; Actinopteri; Cypriniformes; Xenocyprididae
Gene: itgb1b.1
Product: integrin, beta 1b.1
Exons: 16
Coding region: 229-2601 (790 amino acids)
Biological process (GO): cell adhesion mediated by integrin; cell migration; cell-matrix adhesion
Cellular component (GO): focal adhesion; cell surface; integrin complex
Molecular function (GO): C-X3-C chemokine binding; laminin binding; integrin binding
Source: RefSeq, a predicted model, not a curated record